AUGGAUAUACACGAUGUAACAGUUAACAUAAAAAUGGAUACACAUAUGCACGAAAUUCCUGUUACACAAAUAAAAAUGGAUAAUCAUAUCCAUGAAGGGAAUGUAAAUCAUGUUAAAAUGGAUUCUCAUAUGCACGAUGUGAACCUUGCAAAUGUUAAAAUAGACACACAUAUUCACGAAGUCCCUGUUACACAUAUGCAACUUCAACAAGGGGGUAUCCAGCAACCAGAACAGAACAUUAUUCAGAGUAAAACAGAACGAGAUGAACUGAUAAUGCCGCGUAUUGAGAAAAAAAAGAAAGAAGCAAUAGAUGGACAAGCUCGUGAAAUAAUAUUUAAAGUUAUAAAGUUUUUUGAAAGUGAAAAGCAGAAUAGAGGCUAUGCAUUCCCAGUUGAGAACGUUGUGAAACGCGCUUGUGCUGCUACUGGCUUAUCAGAAAGUACCAUUAAACGUAUUAAGAGAGAGGGUCUACGAGCUGAAGCCACUCAUACAAAAAUAGCUGGUCCCAAGAAAAAAAGAGUUCGUAAAACUAAAGUACAACUUGAUUACUUCCAAUUGUGUGCUCUGAGAGGCAUUGUUAACAGUUAUUCUAUGCGUAAAGAAGUCCCGACAUUAGGUAAAAUAUUAACAGCGGCUAAACAUGAACUAAAUUAUAGAGGUGGUAAAGAAUCUUUAAGAUUAAUAUUAUUAAACAAAUUAGGUAUUAAGUUCAAGAAAUGUGAAAAGAAAAAUAAAAUUAAGCCAGAACAAAGUACUCAGAGUAUUCAACAAAUGCCGACGGUUAUGACACAUUUGCCAAUGCAACAAAUGAAACCAGAGAAUCAAUGUAUUUAUACCAAUAUGAUGCCCCAGGUACCACCAGUAUCGUAU
Messenger RNA from Brenthis ino (lesser marbled fritillary), 870 nucleotides. Lineage: Eukaryota; Metazoa; Arthropoda; Insecta; Lepidoptera; Nymphalidae. The record is from the annotation of a GenBank genome assembly.